Lolium perenne is the source of this 1151-nucleotide messenger RNA. Its product is annotated as dehydrin DHN3. Gene Ontology annotation, cellular component: cytosol. Gene Ontology annotation, biological process: cold acclimation; response to water deprivation; response to abscisic acid. The record is from RefSeq and is a predicted model, not a curated record. NCBI's taxonomy places the organism in Eukaryota, Viridiplantae, Streptophyta, Magnoliopsida, Poales, Poaceae.
CAACAAACACAGCUACUUAUCGCAGUGUACUAAACAAGACGUACUAGCUAGAUUUCGUGAGGUAAAAUCAGUGCAAUAUCACUUGUGCAAGAUGGAGUACCAGGGACAGCACGGUCAGGCGACCAACCGCGUCGACGAGUACGGCAACCCGGUCGCCGGACACGGCGGCGUCAUUGGAGGACACGGAGGGGGCGUCGGCACCGGCGCCAAGGUCGAGCAGAAGGCCCGCGGGAUCCUACACCGCUCCGGCAGCUCAAGCUCCAGCUCCAGCUCGUCUGAGGAUGAUGGCAUGGGUGGGAGGAGGAAGAAGGGCAUCAAGGAGAAGAUCAAGGGGAAGCUCCCUGGUGGCCACAAGAACCAGCAGCAAACCGCCGCUACCGGUGGCGCCUACGGGCAGCCGGGUUACACUGGGGUGACCGGCACCGGGGUGCAUGGCACCACCGCGCCCAUGGGUACCUACGGACAGCAGGGUCACACUGGGGUGACCGGCACCGGGGCGCAUGGCACCACAGCCACCGGCGGCGCUUACGGGCAGCAAGGGCACACCGGAGUGACCGGCACGGGGACGCAUGGCACCGGAGAGAAGAAGGGCAUCAUGGACAAGAUCAAGGAGAAGCUGCCUGGCGGCCACGCUGACCCGCAGCACACCACAGCGACCGGUGGCGCCUAUGGGCAGCCGGGUCACACUGGAAUGACCGGCACCGGGGCGCAUGGCACCACGGCCCCCGGUGGCGCCUAUGGGCAGCAGGGUCACACUGGAAUGACCGGCACUGGUACGCACGUCCCCACAGCCACUGGCGACCCUUACGUGCAGCAGGGACACACCGGAAUGGCUGGCACAGGGACGCAUGCCACCGGCGAGAAGAAGGGCAUCAUGGAAAAGAUCAAGGAGAAGCUGCCCGGACAGCACUGAGAGCCUGAGUCCCGCGCCCGCUGCUUGUGAGAGUUGAGCUGCCAGCCGGCCACCGUUGCAGAAUAAUAAGAUACUCAUCAUGGAUGUAUCAGUGAGCCUAGCUCACUUUGUUGUUUGACCCUUUGAGGUGAAUUUUUAGUUCCCGUGGGUUCUCACUUUUACUUGUAGGGACUUCGCACGGUUUUGUAUACUUGGAUUGUAUGCUUUCAUAUGGACAAACGGACAGACAUUGCAAAUA